Messenger RNA from Sphaerodactylus townsendi, 1943 nucleotides. RefSeq names its product RNA polymerase III subunit GL (gene POLR3GL). The record is from RefSeq and is a predicted model, not a curated record. Gene Ontology annotation, cellular component: RNA polymerase III complex. Bases 249 to 905 code for a protein of 218 amino acids. The transcript is spliced from 8 exons. Lineage: Eukaryota; Metazoa; Chordata; Lepidosauria; Squamata; Sphaerodactylidae. Gene Ontology annotation, biological process: transcription by RNA polymerase III.
CGAGAUGCUGGAAUGGAGAAUCGUUACAGGGGCGGGGGAGGGGCGGGGGGGGCGGGGCGGUUCUUGAAUGUUGGUUUUAGAACUCCCUGCGCGUAGAAAAGCAGCACAAAAAAGGGGUUGAUGGGCUAGAACCUUUCUUUCUGGCGGGCCAGGUUUCUUCUCUGACAGAGCCAGAAAAACAAAGAGGUUUCACCGUCCAUCUGCAAUUGUCCUGAGAUCUAUGCUUGUUUCCUUCCAAAAGACAACUCAUGGCUGGAAGAGGUGGCAGAGGGAGGGGCCGGGGCAGUCACAUGACCUUCAGUGUUGAAGCCGUGGGCAUCGGAAAGGGUGAAGCCCUGCCCCCACCCACUCUGCAGCCCUCGCCUCUGUUUCCUCCUUUGGAAUAUAAACCAGUUCCCUUGCUAACUGGUGAAGAGGUGGAAUAUAUGUUGGCCCUGAAGCAAGAACUCAGGGGAGCGAUGAAGAACCUGCCGUAUUUCAUCAAACCGUCUGCUCCUAAGAAAGAUGUGGAGCGUUACUCUGACAAGUACCAGAUGUCCGGUCCUGUUGAUAACACUAUCGAGUGGAACCCAGACUGGAGACGGCUGCCUCAAGAACUAAAAAUCCGUGUGCGGAAGAUUAGAAAACAAAGAGCAACUGUUCUUCCUCCCAAGCGUAAAACUCAAGUGCCAGUGGACAAGGAGGAAGCCAUCAAGAAACUGGAGACUCUGGAAAAAAAGGAGGAGGAGGUGACAUCUGAAGAGGAAGGAGAGAAAGAAGAGGGUGAGGAAGGGAAGGAGGAAGAAGAGGAAGAAUAUGAUGAAGAAGAAUUUGAAGAGGAGACAGAUUAUAUCAUGUCCUACUUCGACAACGGCGAAGAUUUUGGGGGCGACAGUGACGACAACAUGGACGAAGCCAUAUACUGAAUUGUGACAGUACCAUCUAGUUGUAGGAACAGGACCUUCCAGUCUCAUACCCAAAACAGCUCGUUUCCUGGAGAUCUUUUCUGCCACCUCUGGGAGGAUCCUGGAUGAUCCACCUGGCUCGCGUUAGGGAAUGCAGAAGAGUUUCUUCUCUCUCCACUGAGUCGCUUCGUAAGAGUUUUCCUUGACCGCCCGUUGUGGCCUCCAGGUGGCACCAUCGAUCCGUCAUUCUGUCAGCCAUCUGUGUGUCUCAGGGAUCUCAGCUGGUGGCGCCCAUCAAAAUAGCCAGCGUACAAUAGUGGUAUAUUCUCCUCCCGCUCUUGUCUCCUAUCAGAGAAAGUGCAGCGGAUCCUGAUUUUUCUUUCAGUUAUGCCUUUUGGAACGGAGGAGAACAUUCCAGAAAGGAAACAGCAGUCUUGGGGAAGCCUUGAAGACAUUAACACUGAAGGGAAAUGAAAUCAAAUCAGUACUUCUUUUUUUGGAAUCAAGGAACAUCUCUUGAUAGUUAAUUUGCUGCAGAAACCCUUCCUGUUACCCUCUCUAGCUUCAAGUGCGGUUUCUCAUGUCUGUUUCCCACAAAUGCAACUGCUGGGGGGGAAGGGGGUGCAAAGGAGGGGAAAGGAGGUCUUUUAAUGCCAUAGUUUCAAAAACCAAGGAUCUUUUCCAUGUUUGACCAUUGUGACUAGGUGGGGGUGAGGGUGGAGCGGCCCACCAGCAUUUUUCAAGAAUUGGAAAGCAUCUCCAAUCAUCUUCCAGGGUUUGUCUUUUGUACUGUUAAUAAAAAAUGAAUGUGUGAAUUUUAAUUAGCAAUGGAUCUAACGUUGGUUUCAAAACAGCAUGUUUUCUUUAAAAAAAAAACAUGUUAGGAGAAUGUGGGAUCCAGGAAAGAUGAACCUUUCUUAUUUAACUAUAAAUAUUUUUUUACUUUGCUUUCCCCCCCCCAAAAAAGUUGUCCAGAGCAGCUUGUGAGAAAAGAAUCCUGAAACACAUGACUGUGUUAAAAUCACUUUGCCAAAGAAUAAAACUACGACAAACAAAUUA